AUGAAUUAAUUUUACUCUUUUCUUCAAUAUUUAAAAAGUGGAAAUUAUAUUGGUGAUGAAUGUGCAUCAAGCUUUUUUUUUGUUCUAUCAAAAUGCACUAAUCUCUCAAACUUGACACUUAAUCUUGAGUAAAAACACUAAUUUAUUUUGAAUUAUGAUAUUUUUUAAUAUAAAAAAGAAUUUAAAGCAAUAUAACCAGUGUCCUAAUUUAAUUUUUUUUUUUUUUCGGCUGGAGCCGAUUUUAUUAAAAAUUUGUUAAAAAUUGUUUUUAAAAAAGUCUAAAAAAGUAGCCCUCCAAGGAAAAUACUUGGAAGGCGAAAAAAUAGUGUGGCAGAGAGGUUUUUUACCUGUACUGAUCUAAAAAUGCUCCGAUUGUAAAUUCUCUAAAAAGCAAAAAUUAAAUUCACGAUCUAGGUGCAUCAGGCCUAUUUACUAAUUUAGCAAAUUGCACUAAUCUCUCAAAUUUGGCACUUGAUCUUGGUGGAAAUUAUAUUGGUGAUGAAUGUACGUCAGGCUUUAGUUCUGCUUUAGCAAAGUGCACUAAUCUCUCAAAUUUAAAGCUUAAUCUUUGCAAAAAUUAAAUUCAUUAUUAAGGUGCAUCAGACAUAUGUUUUAGUUUAGCAAAUUGCACUAAUCUCUCAAAUUUGA
Messenger RNA from Tetrahymena thermophila SB210, 648 nucleotides. RefSeq lists its product as hypothetical. The transcript has 3 exons. The record is from RefSeq and is a predicted model, not a curated record. NCBI's taxonomy places the organism in Eukaryota, Ciliophora, Oligohymenophorea, Hymenostomatida, Tetrahymenidae.